Cygnus atratus (black swan) is the source of this 1749-nucleotide messenger RNA. It is a transcript of the gene EFHB, whose product is annotated as EF-hand domain family member B. The transcript has 13 exons. The record is from RefSeq and is a predicted model, not a curated record. Gene Ontology annotation, molecular function: calcium ion binding. Lineage: Eukaryota; Metazoa; Chordata; Aves; Anseriformes; Anatidae.
AUGGCGGGGCCGCUGGGGCCGGUCUACGAGGGGCGGUUCACAGACAGGUUUCCACACAUCUCGGCCGCUGGGAAGUUGCUUCCAACUGGCGAUACGGCUGCGCAUUGCCUCACUGAGAUUGUACCCAGGCCCGUUACUCCAACUAUUGUGCGAAAGUUUUGAAAUACGACAAAUCCAGCUCCUGGUGUUGAAAGAAUAUUCUGUGGCAGAGCAGAUGAUCCUGACAUUGCAGCUCACUUGACACAUGGCAUACAGUCAUGUUCUUCACUUGGUGCAGCUUCAUUGAUAAAUCCACUUCCUAAAACUAAUUUUCAACAAAAAAUACAAGAUAGAAAAGAAGCAAUCUACUUUAGUAACCGUGAAGCACCCUUGGGCAAAUCACAUGAUCAAUCUCCUAUGUUACCUAAGGGCUUAGAUAUAACUAAUACCACAUUUGGAACAAAAAUCAUCCAAGAUGCACCAGCUGGAGAGCUUAUAAAUCCACCAAAAACUUUUGAGGAAGUAGAUAAAGAAACCAGAAAAGGACAUGACCUGUACAUUGUGUCGCACAAUGAUUAUUAUGCAGGGGAAGCAAUAAAUAGGAAGUAUGACUCACCAAACUUCAGCAAGUCUUUUGUGUAUGGAAUAGAAACCCCUCACUUUAAAGAUGGACGAAAUGUAUCCAAAUCCUUAAAUUGGCUCUGUGAUCUGCAAUGGAAAAAAGCAGCAAAAAUUGUAUCCAAAAGAAGUGAUGAUUUCAAGGAAAAAUUUCAGCCUCAGGUUGGAAAAGUCCUUGAUCCUAUAGCAGAAACUAUGAAUGUUCCCUCAGGCAAUACAUUUGGAAUGUUACUCCAUCCAGAUGAAUGUGGAGUUGGCGAUCUUCUUCACUGUCGGGCUCCAAGUGAGUGCCUCCGUGGUAAAGACAGAGAGAGAGCUGUGCUAGCUGCAGUUCGGCAAAGUUUGAAGAAAGCUAACUAUGAAAAUUUUGAUAUGUUGCUAGAAGCAUUUAGGCAUUAUGAUAAGAAUGGUGAUGGAAUGAUAGACAAAGAUGACCUGCGGAAGUCCUGUUUUCAGCUUAAUCUGAACCUAGAUGAUGAGCUCUUGGAUUCCUUACUUGACUAUUGUGAUUUGGAUAAAGAUGGUCUGAUCAGUUAUCUGGAGUUUGCAAACUUUCUUAACUGGAAAGACAAAAUGGCUGUUAAAGAAUUUGAAGAAAAAAUAAUUACAAAAGGGAAAAAAAUAAAUGUUCCUGCUCUGGCUGGCACAAAUGCAGAUGAUGAACCACUGCUGAAGCAGGAAGAUCUUGUAUUAAAAGAACCAGGAAGCUCAGAGAAGACACCAAAAACACUUACAAGACCAACAGACAGUGUAUUUGCAGAUUAUCAAACAACUUCUCAGUAUAAUGCUGUAGUAGGUGGUCUCCCAACAACCUAUUAUCCAGUGUGUGGCAUUCCAAUUAUUCGUUCAGAUAUUCCUGCUCCUCGAAUUUGUCGCAUCAGUGACAGAACUAAUCAUGGUGAUGAGGCAAAUGCUUAUGCAUUAUUGUUCCCUUCUGUCUUCAGUCAAAAGGGAAUGUAUGAAAAAGACUUUUUUAAAACAAGACCAAAGGUAGAGGUUGCACAAAUUCUCCGCAACCUUGGUAUGAAUGUUUCAGAUGAAAGAUUUGAAGAGAUAUGGAAGCAAGCCUGUAUGAAACAACAGAACGAAGAGGUUUGCAUACAAAAUGUCAGGAAUAUACUGGAUAAGAUAAAUGCAACGCCCAAAGACUAG